Messenger RNA from Fulmarus glacialis (Northern fulmar), 1014 nucleotides. It is a transcript of the gene COPS7B, whose product is annotated as COP9 signalosome subunit 7B. The coding region runs from base 1 to 795 and encodes 264 amino acids. The record is from RefSeq and is a predicted model, not a curated record. Gene Ontology annotation, cellular component: COP9 signalosome. Gene Ontology annotation, biological process: COP9 signalosome assembly. Lineage: Eukaryota; Metazoa; Chordata; Aves; Procellariiformes; Procellariidae. The transcript is spliced from 6 exons.
AUGGCAGGAGAACAGAAACCGUCCUGCAAUCUUCUAGAGCAGUUUAUUUUACUAGCCAAAGGUACAAGUGGCUCAGCUCUGACUGCUCUUAUAAAUCAAGUGUUGGAGGCUCCAGGGGUUUAUGUCUUCGGAGAGCUAUUGGAGUUAACAAAUGUGCAAGAGCUUGCUGAAGGAUCUAAUGCUGCUUAUUUCCAGUUGCUGAAUCUGUUUGCGUACGGAACAUACCCAGACUAUGAAGCGAACAAAGAUAACCUGCCUGAAUUAACAGCGACUCAGAAAAACAAGCUGAAACACUUGACGAUUGUAAGCCUGGCUUCCAGAAUGAAGUGCAUUCCAUAUUCUGUGUUGCUGAAGGACCUGGAUAUGAGGAAUCUGAGGGAGCUGGAAGAUCUGAUUAUUGAAGCGGUUUAUACAGAUAUUAUCCAGGGGAAACUGGAUCAACGAAACCAGGUGCUAGAGGUGGAUUUUUGUAUCGGCAGAGACAUUCAGAAGAAGGACAUCAGAAACAUUGUCAAAACACUCCAGGAAUGGUGUGAUGGUUGUGAAGCGGUUCUUUUAGGAAUUGAGCAGCAAGUACUUAGAGCCAACCAAUACAAAGAGAACCAUCACCGAACUCAGCAGCAGGUAGAGAUGGAGGUCACAAACAUAAAGAAAACAUUAAAAGCUACAGCCUCGUCGUCGGCACAGGAGAUGGAACAGCAGCUGGUAGAGCGAGAGUGCCCUCCACACACAGAACAAAGGCAGCCCACAAAGAAGAUGUCCAAAGUCAAAGGGCUGGUCUCCAGCCGUCACUAGAACUUACCAUCUAAAUGUCAUUCAGCUAGGAAUGACAACAGGAGGAGUGAAAAAGGGCCUGCGUCUCCUUUUUCAGUGGGUUCUGGGCCAGUCCCUUUCAGGCUGGCAAAUAAAAGCCCUGUUUGAAUACAGCUCCCAGUUAGCAGCACCUGGCUAAGUUACACUGUGCAGCCCCUAUUAAUUUCCAGGGUGUCCCUGUUCUCGUCCUGUAAAGGGGGA